Arabidopsis thaliana (thale cress) is the source of this 1105-nucleotide messenger RNA. Its product is annotated as Rhomboid-related intramembrane serine protease family protein. Gene Ontology annotation, molecular function: serine-type endopeptidase activity. The transcript has 7 exons. The record is from RefSeq and is marked reviewed. Gene Ontology annotation, cellular component: membrane. Lineage: Eukaryota; Viridiplantae; Streptophyta; Magnoliopsida; Brassicales; Brassicaceae. The coding region runs from base 51 to 914 and encodes 287 amino acids.
AUAUUUUUGAAGAAGCAAGUCCAAGUCUGAUCAAAGAUUUGAGUUCUCAAAUGUCUCAGCUUCACCUUCACCUUCAGCUUCACCGUCACUAUCUCUCCCUCCCACAUUCUUCUUCUCUUCGUUCCAGAUUACCGUCAUUACAUCGCCGCAGUGUAGCUUCUUCGCCAACCAACUCUCCCCUCUAUCUCAACUCAACUAACUCCACCGUCUUUCGUCCUCUCACCUUCGUCAGAUCUCGUUCCAGCGAAUCCGACGUCACACCACAAUUUGAAUUGGAUAAAGCACAAGACAAACAGAAACCACUAAACCAAGCAAAUGGAAUAUUCUUGAUCAUACUUAUCAAUCUUGCCAUAUUUAUAGCUCAACACUUCUAUCAGGUUCGCGGGAUCAAAUCGAUGUAUUUGUCUAGCGAUUUUCCGGUAUGGUACCAGUUUGUGACUGCAACAUUCUGUCAUGCUAACUGGAACCAUCUGUCCAGCAAUCUUUUUCUCUUGUACAUCUUUGGAAAGAUUGUUGAAGAAGAGAAAGGAAACUUUGGUUUGUGGUUGUCUUACUUGUUUACUGGUGUUGGAGCUAACAUGGUUUCUUGGUUCACUUUACCGCCAAAUUCAUUUUUUUCUGGAGCCUCGGGAGCUGUUUUCGGGUUAUUUGUGAUCAGUGUCCUUGUCAAGAUGUCUCGGGGUUGGAGCAAAUUUCUUGAAGUUCUUAUAUUGGGUCAGUUUGUUAUGAAGAGGGUAUCUGAAGCAGUUCAGACUUCAACUGGAUUAUUAGAAACUAAAUUUUGUGGAUUUAUAUUUGGUGGCAAUGAAUUCCUGACAAUUAUUCAGACUGUUAGACCCGUUGCGCAGUUCUCGGGUGCUCUUCUUGGUGUUCUCUUAGUUUGGCUUCUCAGCAAAUUUCCCUUAGAGCAAUAAUUGAAUGCAAAGACAGGCUCUAAACCUAUCUGUGAGUAUUACUUCUUUCGAAGCAGAAUUGUGUCACUGGUUUGUGUAUGUUUACUGCUUAUUAAGAGUUUUAUUUCUUUCUCCAAAUCUAUGAGUCUGCAGUUAUUGAAAACAGCAACUGUACAAUACUUUUUCUUAUAUACAAGACUAUUCUGUUGUAA